Daktulosphaira vitifoliae (grape phylloxera) is the source of this 2863-nucleotide messenger RNA. RefSeq names its product helicase POLQ-like (gene mus301). The transcript has 15 exons. The record is from RefSeq and is a predicted model, not a curated record. Lineage: Eukaryota; Metazoa; Arthropoda; Insecta; Hemiptera; Phylloxeridae. The coding region runs from base 225 to 2696 and encodes 823 amino acids. Gene Ontology annotation, molecular function: nucleic acid binding; ATP binding.
AAUUACUAAUCGAGACGUAAUACACCAAAUUAUUUAUGUGUUCAUGAUAGAAUUUUAUUAAUUUUCAUUCAUUUUUAUUACGGCAAAAUAAAAUGUGAUUUAUUCUCUAAUUUAAAAACAAUUUUUAUUAUUAAAUCUCUGAUCUUGAUAUUUUAAAAGACGUCUACCAGGAAUGCACUUUGUUACGUAAGAUUAUUUGACUAUAGUACAAAUUAAAUUAUAGGAUGAAAAAUAAAUCUCCUCUUAUAACUGACACAUUUUCUCAAAAGCAUCAUUUAAAUUUUAGCCAUAGUAACCAGAGAAAACGUUUUCACGGAGAAGAUGAAACUGACUUUUUUGGGUUGCCAUCAAAAGUAAAACACUUAUUUCAAAAACACAAAGGAAUUACAAAACUUUACGAUUGGCAAAUUGAAUGUUUAAAUUUAGAAGCUGUAAAGGAUAAAAAAAAUUUAGUGUAUGCCUUACCUACUAGUGGUGGUAAAACAUUAGUUGCAGAAAUUCUAAUGCUUAAAGAACUUUUAGUUAAUGAAAAAAAUGUAAUAUUUAUACUACCAUAUGUUGCCUUAGUUCAAGAAAAGGUGCAAUCAUUGUCUCCCUUUGGUCUCAACUUAGAAUUUCAUGUUGAAGAAUAUGUUGGAGGUAAAGGAAAACAUCCACCCAUCAAUAGAAAACGUAAAUCAUCAUUGUAUGUUUGUACUUUGGAAAGAGGUGCUGGUUUAGUUGAUUGUAUGCUAAGCGAUAAUGGUCGAUUAGGAGGUAGAGAAGUUGGUAUGAUAGUUGUUGAUGAAUUGCAUCUUCUCGGAGAACAAAAAAGAGGAGCUUUAUUAGAAGCAACUCUUACAAAAAUAUUAUAUUCUAAAUAUAAUAUUCAAAUUGUUGGUAUGUCUGCAACAAUUGGCAACAUGCCAGAGAUAGGUGAUUUUUUGAAUUCGUUUCUUUAUAUUAGAGAUUUUAGACCUGUUGAUCUCACUGAAACAAUCAAGUUAAAUGAUGAAAUAUAUGUGAUCAAUAGAGAUAUUGAUGGUUCUAUUAAGUCCAAACUUGAUAGGAAACUAAAUUUUGAUUGCUAUACAGUUGACAUGAAAAAGUUUGAUCCAAAUGGAUUUGGUCUAUUAGUCAGAGAAAUAUUACCAAGUGGAAGCUGUUUAGUAUUUUGUCCAACAAAAAGCUGUUGUCAAAGUGUAGCUAAAAUAAUUUAUAAAACUAUUGGAAAAAAAGAAGCUAAAGUUAAAUUAAAAGAGAAAGAAGCAUUAUUCAAUGCUUUGAAAGAAGAAGGUAAUGGAAAAGUAUGUCCUCUGUUGUCAAGAAGUAUUUUGUUUGGAGUUGCGUAUCAUAAUUCUGGUUUAACAAAUGCUGAACGAAAAUUGUUGGAAGAAGCUUUUCUAAGUGGUACUAUUAAAUGUAUUUGUUGUACGUCAACUUUAGCUGCUGGUGUUAAUUUACCAGCUCAAAGAGUUAUAAUAACAUCACCCUAUGUUGGAAGAGAGUUUAUGAAACAGAGUACUUAUAGACAGAUGGUUGGACGAGCUGGUAGAGCUGGUUUAACAAAACAUGGAGAUAGUGUAUUGUUGUGUCAAGAAAAUGAGAAAAUCAAGAUAAAAGAUCUUCUGGAGAAGGGUAUAGAAAAUAUAGAUAGUUGUUUAGGAAAUGAAGAUAGUAUAAUUUAUUCAAUGAUAUUAAGUUCUAUAAGUACAGAAUGUACAAAAAAUCGUAAUCAGUUAGUGGAAUUAAUGAAACAUACACUUUAUGUAAAACAAGCAGAAAAACAAGGAAAUGCCUCUACUGCUGCAUCAGAUUUAGUUGAAUCAUGUUUGGUUAAAUUAGAAUCUAUAAAUUCUUUUAGCAAGCUAAAUGAUGAUGAAAUUAAAUUAACUGCAAUUGCAAAAGCUGCUGUUAAUGCUAACUUAGAUAUUCUAGAAGCACAAAAAUUAUAUACUGAUUUAUUAGAAGCAUCAAAAGCUUUGAUUUUAACAAAUAAAUUGCAUUUAUUGUAUUUAGCUGUUCCUUAUACAGAUUGUAUACCAUUAGAAAGACAAAUCAUUUUAAAUAAAAUAACAAGUUUACAAAAUGAUGAACAAAUAUUGGCUGAUCGAAUAGGCUUAAAUGAACUUUGUAUUUCACAAUUCAUCACACAAGGAAAAAUAAAAAAUUUGCCAGAUACUGUUUGGAACAAAUUUCUCAUGAGUUUAAUUUUGAAUGACUUGUGGCAUAAUGAAUCUGUAUGGGUUGUUUCUAAAAAUUAUAAUGUGCCUAGAGGAAAUAUACUUUCAUUUUUAUCAAGAACAGCUUCUUAUGCUUCAUCGAUACAAAGGUUUACAGAAGCACUCCAAGAUAAAAAAUUAGAUCAUUUUCCUAUGUUGUUUCAAAGUAUUGUUCCAAAACUCAAUUUAGAAUUAAUGGGUUGUUCUACAGACUUGGAGUCAUUAAUGAGCCUUCCAUCUGUUAAAUUUGGUAGAGCUACACAGUUAUAUAAAGCUGGAUAUAAAACAUUAAGUGAUGUUGCAAAAGCAAAUAAAAAGGAGUUAUGCAAAAAUAUUGAUCAUUUAUCCAUGAAAGUAGCCCGUGAAAUUAUUGCUUCAGCUAAACUUAUGUUGCUUUCUAAAGCUGAAAUACUAGAGGAAUUAGCUGAGGAUUUACGAACUGAUCUUAAUGAAUCCAUGUUAAAACACAAAGAACAUUCAUUAUGGUUUAAUUAAGGAUAUAUUGUAAAUAAUUUUUAAGACUGAAAGUGAGAUUAAAUAAAAUAAAUCAAAGAGUUGUUUCAUUAUAGUCACAUUAUAAAAGUUAUAAAUUAUUUAAUUGAUUCUAUAAAUUUAAUUUGAUUAAAAUUUGAACAUUUAGUGUACUUCUAUUUUCUUAUUAU